Molecule: messenger RNA, 1623 nt
Organism: Amoebophrya sp. A120
Lineage: Eukaryota; Dinophyceae; Syndiniales; Amoebophryaceae
Source: the annotation of a GenBank genome assembly
AUGACACCAAGCAGUUUCGCUUCAAGCUUUCUCUUCGUGGACUCACCUACCUCAACGAUAACUACUCCGUCGGUAUUGCUGCGCUCUACGGCAAAUGCGGACGAUGAUUUUGCUGAGAAGUAUCGAUCAACACGACUACUGUUCCCUGGGAACAUGUCGGCAAAACGAAGACGAAGGCGACCCACGGAAUCUCCGCGUCAUGGUAAAAGUAGCAACAAAGCCAGCACUAGCGCACGAGCCUCGGCGUUUUUGUGCAGCGGAGAAGAAGAUCAAUCUCGAAUUAUAUCGACUACAAGAACAGCAACAGCACGGAAGCUGUUAUCCUCGUCGACCCGUCCUUCAAACACUUCCUUCAUCACCGUGAAUUGCAACGGGUUCCGCAAUCACACUCCUCUUGCGCAAGCCCUGUACAAUUCCCAACCGCAUUGCCGCAUCGGCGACGUGCCGCCGACUUCACAGCAGAUCGUCUUGGUUGCGAAAGACGUGGACAACCUGGAGGAUAACGGGGAUGGGUUGGGCCCGCAACCGAAAACGCAUUUGUUAGUGUCCCACGUCCCACCGUUCGAUCUGACCGACCCGGUGGGGACGGUGUCCGUGCCGAAGGCCCACGACACGGAGGUUUCUUCCUCCGACAUGAAGGCGCAACUCAUGGCGACGUAUUGUGAGGAAAAAUCCCCCCUCCCCAUACCAAACCGGGACACUUCUGAAAAUUUGUGAUGCAGAUUUGAAACCACAAAUCGUCGCUGUAUUGCAUGAAGGCAAGUCUACAGGCUCCGCCACAUUCUACAGGCGGUUUGUCAUGCUGUUGCUCCUACAGCGUAGAGGUCUGCCAUGCUAAGCGCCUAGGCCAAAACUUGUCUACUCAGGCCUGAUACGGGCCUGCAGUCCUCGCCGGCAAGACAAAUCUGAUUUGUGGCCUCAAAUACAGCAUCACAAAUUUCGUUUUCGAUAUGGGGAGGGGGGAUUUUUCCUUUCGAUACGACGAUGAAAUUCACCAGCAACAUGAUGAAGAACCUGGUCAACAUCAUGCCGGGAGACCCGAGCGAGAAGGAACUGCUUUGGAACGAGACGAAGCACAUGAACAACCAGAUGAAGCGGAAAACCCACAUGGACUACUUGACUUCCAUCCCCUGGCGGUCGGUCCAGCCGAGUCGCGAGGAAUUGCUGGCGGGAGUUCGGGGGAUCGAAGACGAGUACCCGCACCGGCUGGUGUUUUCCGCCUACGCGCUGGACCGGUCGUUCCACGACGAGAUCAAGGCGAGAUUGGUGAAAAAUUGGACGUGGACAUCGUUGCACAACUUGAUCCGCAAACACGUCUUGGAACGCGCGGACACCACGGCGAUCGUCUUGCGGCAGAGGCCGGCGGACAUUGACGCGAAAGUGUACGACUACCGCAACCCGGAUUCCAGUGCGGUGCUGAUGCAAAGCUACAAAGACGCGUUCAGCUACAGCAAGAAGAUCGGAUGAAAACUUGCAGUGGAACUGCGGGUGAUUAUGUGCAUAUUAGCUCGUCUUCCACCGUAAGAUGAUAGACACAAAAUCAAACAAAAAAUCAUCAGCACUUCGUUCCCUUUGCGAUGAAGCUGGGUUUUUGUUUUCAAAAUGAACAGAAGCGAAAUAAAC